Messenger RNA from Oryzias latipes (Japanese medaka), 3153 nucleotides. It is a transcript of the gene josd1, whose product is annotated as Josephin domain containing 1. Gene Ontology annotation, molecular function: cysteine-type deubiquitinase activity. Lineage: Eukaryota; Metazoa; Chordata; Actinopteri; Beloniformes; Adrianichthyidae. The record is from RefSeq and is a predicted model, not a curated record. Gene Ontology annotation, biological process: protein deubiquitination.
GGCUCUGACGGUCACGUGGAGCCUGUGGAAACUCACUGCGCAUGUCAGCGUUCGCACGGACAGGAGAAAGACUCAUCGGGACCAAAGUGGGCAAAUAAACGUACUUUAGGUGGUUUUUGGAGCGACGAACGGCUGGGUUUACAUCUCACAGCGCCUCCUUAAAGUCCCGUUCGGACAAAGCCGUUUGGAAACGGACGAGUGCUAAUCUGGAUUCAAACAUCUGCAGAGGAAGCCCAGCGGUCUGAGGAUGGAAGGAGCUGCAGAUCUUCAGGAAGAAGCUCCCGAGUCUUCAGUUUGAGGCUACAAUCUGCUUUAAUCUGCAGGAUUAAGGAAAUAUUCCUAACUGAACUCUUCCUUGAGUUUGGUGGUGGCAGCAGGAGCUCGUUUCCCCCCAUAGGCCUAGCUGCUCUCUUCCUGGAUGGUGAGGGGGUUGCCAUGGUUACCGUUGCUGUGCCACUGAUGUAGCGUCCUGAAGUGGUAGGGGUUGGGGUGGAGCUGGAGGAGGAGGACGUGCAGGAAUGGGAAGUGCUCCGUACCCAGCCGGUGAGUGGAGGGAGAAAGGGCGAGGCGGCCUGCAGGAGCUGGGCUGCAUGCCGUGGAAAGUCAACAAGCAGAAAGGAGGAGGAGGAGGAGGAGAGGGGGCGGGGGCAGAGAGGAGGCACGGGGAUUACAGGGACGUUCAGCAGCGGGAUCUCUCAUCCUCCUCUUCCUCACUUACACCCCCUGCUCCUCCCCGACCUCCCCCGGCGAUUUACCACGAGAAGCAGCGGCGAGAGCUGUGCGCUCUGCACGCGCUCAACAACGUCUUCCAGGACGGGACGGCCUUCAGUCGGGACGCCCUGCAGGAGAUAUACCAAAGGCUUUCUCCCAGCACCAUGGUGACGCCUCACAAAAAGAGCAUGCUGGGAAACGGGAACUACGACGUCAACGUCAUCAUGGCUGCCCUGCAGACCCGAGGGUUCGAGGCCGUUUGGUGGGAUAAAAGAAGGGACGUCGGCAGCAUCGAGUUGUCCAACGUGGAAGGUUUCAUCCUGAACGUACCGUCCAACCUCCGCUGGGGGCCCCUUCGCCUGCCGCUCAAGCGCCAGCACUGGAUCGGGGUCAAAGAGGUGGGCGGAGUCUAUUACAACCUGGACUCCAAGCUACGCAACCCUCAGCCCAUCGGGAGCCCGGAUGAGCUCAGGAAGUUUCUGCGCCAGCAGCUGCGAGGGAAAAACUGUGAACUCCUGUUGGUCGUCUCCGAGGAGGUGGAGGCGCACCAGACGUGGCGGUCUGACGGAUGAGGGGAGGGGGGGCGGAGGCCAUCACAGAACCUGCAGGGGAGGAUGCAGCAUCGCCAAAAUGCAUGAAGACCCCCCCCCCGCACACACACACAGUUUACAGCACCGCCCCUGCAUCAGAGCCAUGCAGGGGGGGGGGCACCUUUACCACCUUUCCUGGGAACACAGAGACUUUGGACCUCAUGUUCUUGCUGUUUUUCUACGUUUGGAAGUGCGUUUCAGUUUCUGUCCCAGAAUGCCGUGCACUGACGGCCCCUGGUCUCCUUCUACUUUCACUCGUCUCCUUCCUCAAAGUGCUUCAUAGUUGCGCCCUCGUCAUAUAACAGGUCAAAGGAGACGCCCGUCUUUGUAUUCCUGCGCCUCCACUGCAGGGUGGCGGGGGGGGGGGGGUCGACCCGACUCGCCCCAUCCGGGUGACCGACAGCAGCUCUGAGGGGCGUGGCGGAGCCCUCCCACCCUUUGCCGACUGUAGUUUUAUAGGCAACACAACAAUGCAACAUGCUGCCAAGUGCGCCCUCUACUGGACGCUUGUGAGACACACCGCUUCAAGUCACUCAGGCUCCCCUUUUUUUAAAACUUUUCCCCACUGAGAAAUGGAAAAAAGACAAAAAUCCAGCAAGUUUCUGACCAAACAGACGUCCUUUCAUCCAAACCGUGGAGGUCAAGAGCUAAAGGAGAAAAUUCUGCUGCACAAUUGGAUGAAUUGGUUUGUUUUUCUUGUUUACCUUCAGUUUAAUCCAUUUAGGGAGGAAAAUCCGGCCAAAGCAGCAACUUGAAGACGCUCAGAAGUUCAUUUCAGUAACUCCUGCUUUAAAUCUGAUGAAUCUAAGUUGGUUUAGAUGAAAGCUGGCAUGAAGUUCAGUCCUUGUGUUUGUAGAAAGUUACUGCUGUUGUGGGGCUUCAGUGUGAGAAGAGGAGGGGGGGGGGGUGAUGAUGACGGGUCUGAGGAGGUCUUUAGUAAUGGGGGGGGGUGAAAGUAAAAUGAUGAACAGGUUUAUUUUAGAAGCGUUUUGACAGCAGAAAAGCUUCAUUUUGAUCAGGUUUGUUGUUUUCCGGUCCUUACUGAAGCCUUAAUGUUUUAUAAAUUAAUCUGGACAAUUAUUUUCAAAAAGCCAAAUUCAUGUUUGAUCGGAACAAACGAGUUUUAGCAGAAAUGAAUAUUUUCUUUUGGCGUCCAGGUUAUUUUUAUUUUAUUUUUUUCAUUCUGAAUAUGUGUUUUCGAUUCCUGACAGCUGAUGUGGAUUUCCCCGCAGACGCCAUUGUUUGUUCGUUUGUUUGUUUACUUCCUUCUUCCCGCAAACGGCGCCUGUGACCCGGCAGAUGCAGGCGUCCAACCCCCAUCCUGUAGAAGGAGAUCUUCAUGUGAACCAGCCGCACAAACUGAACGGAAAACUGCGAGGACGGAUCGACGGCGUUUGUCAGUCUUCGGGUUUGCAGGACAUCCUAAAACCACCUUAAAAAAGUCAUCUACGAGAAAAAAACACAGAAAGGUGACCAGAAACAGUUUUUUAAAAAGCACUACUACAUCAAUUAUAACUUUUCUUUCCGGAUGUUUUUGUUUUUAUUGCCAAGGAGAAUGUUACAGAAGUUUAGAAGCAGAAAGGAGAAACUCUACCGGUGUCUUAUUUUGAAGGAGCAUUUUAACGCUCCAGCUUCUGUUAAUUAUCAGUGAAAUAUCACAAGUUUAUUAUUAUUAUUAUUAUUUGUAUUCGUUUCAGUGCAGUUUCAUGACCAACUAUAUGAGGAUUGGUUGUUUCUUUUAUUGCCAUGACAAUCUUCUCAGUCCUCCUGAAGGGAUUCUGACGGUCACUGUAUGUUUCCUUUUUUCAUAAAAAUAAAAGCAUUCAUUACGGCACUUUAUGUAGAAGCUCCA